AAGACAAGAAUGCGUUUUCGAAAUAGUUCUCUUGUGAUUGAAUUCAUCCUGGAAGGGUUAACAGAAUGGCCGGAUCUCCAACUACCCCUCUUUUUCCUUUUUCUAGUAAUGUAUAUUAUUACUGUGUUGGGAAACUUGGGUUUGAUAACUCUAAUUGGACUCAAUUCACAUCUCCACACUCCAAUGUACUUUUUCCUAUUUAACUUGUCAUUAAUUGACUUCUGCUAUUCUUCUGUGUUUACACCUAAAAUGUUGAUGAACUUCAUACUGAAGAAGAAUGUUAUCUCUUAUAGGGGGUGUAUGACCCAACUCUACUUUUAUUGCUUUUUUGUGAUUUCUGAGUGUUAUGUGUUAAUGUCGAUGGCCUAUGAUCGCUAUGUGGCCAUCUGCAAUCCACUCUUGUAUAACUAUACCAUGUCCCCUAAAGUAUGCUCCUAUCUCAUGUUUGGUUCAUACUUGAUGGCAUUUUCUGGUGCCAUGGCUCACACUGGAUGCAUGCUGAGACUGACCUUCUGUGAUGAAAACACCAUCAACCACUAUUUCUGUGACAUUCUCCCUGUGAUGCAGCUCUCCUGCACCAGCACCUAUGUCAAUGAGCUGGAGGUUUUGAUUGUGGUGGGCAUCAACAUCAUUGUACCCAGUGUGACCAUUUUUAUCUCCUAUGGCUUCAUCCUCUCCAGCAUCUUCCGCAUCAGCUCCACUGAGGGCAGGUCCAAAGCCUUCAGAACCUGUAGUUCUCACAUCAUUGCUGUGUCUCUGUUUUUUGGAUCAGGUGCAUUUAUGUAUCUCAAGCCCUCUUCAGCUGGAUCCAUGGAUGAAGGAAAAAUUUCUUCUGUCUUUUAUACAAAUGUGGUUCCCAUGUUGAACCCUUUAAUCUACAGCUUGAGGAACAAAGAUGUUAAAGUUGCCCUGAGAAAAACUCUGAGCAGGAGGAAGUCUUGA
Messenger RNA from Jaculus jaculus (lesser Egyptian jerboa), 942 nucleotides. Its product is annotated as olfactory receptor 8B3-like. Gene Ontology annotation, molecular function: G protein-coupled receptor activity; olfactory receptor activity; odorant binding. Gene Ontology annotation, biological process: G protein-coupled receptor signaling pathway; sensory perception of smell. Gene Ontology annotation, cellular component: membrane. The transcript has a single exon. Bases 10 to 942 code for a protein of 310 amino acids. The record is from RefSeq and is a predicted model, not a curated record. Lineage: Eukaryota; Metazoa; Chordata; Mammalia; Rodentia; Dipodidae.